CAAAAAACACAUAAUAAAAGAAUAAAAUACAAAUAAGUAGGUGUUGCAGAACAUAAUGCAGUCCAAUGUUUACUGCAUCGUCCACAGACCAGUUUGCUCUGUAGGCAAACUGAAGAGGAUCCAGCAAGGGCCCAGUGAUGUCCUUCAGGGAUGGGGAUGAUGGUGGAACGUUUGAGGCAUGAAGGGACUUCGCACAGCUCCAGCGAUCUGUUGAAGAUCUGUGUGAAGAUGGGGGCCAGCUGGUCAGCACAGGAUUUCAGACAGGCUGGUGUAACACAAUCUGGGCCUGUGUGUCUUGAUCUCCUGAAGGAUCCAGUGACCAUCCAGUGUGGACACAGUUACUGUAUGAGCUGCAUUAAAGACUGCUGGGAUAAAGAGGAUGAGAAGAGAGUCUACAGCUGUCCUCAGUGCAGACAGACCUUCAGUCCAAGACCUGCUUUAUUUAAGAACGUGGUGUUUGCUGAAAUGAUGGAGAAACUGAAGAAGACUAAACUUCAAAGUGUGGUUCCUGCUGGAGCUGGAGAUGUGGAGUGUGACGUCUGUACUGGAAGAAAAUACAGAGCGGUCAAGUCCUGUCUGGUGUGUCUGGAGUCUUACUGUCAGAAUCACCUUGAACAACAUGAGAGUUGGUUUAAAGGAAAGAGACACAGUUUGAUUGAAGCCACUGGACGACUGCAGGAGAUGAUCUGCCAGAAACAUGAGAAGAUCCUCGAGGUUUUCUGUCGCACAGAUCAGAAGUGUAUAUGUGUGCUGUGUACAGUUACUGAACAUAAAAACCAUGACACUGUAUCAGCUGCAGCACAGAGGACAGAGAAACAGAAGCAGCUGAAGGAGACUCAGAAGACGCUCCAGCAGAGAAUCCAGCAGAGAGAGAAAGAUCUCCAGCAGCUGAGAGAGACUGUGGAGUCUCAUAAGCGCUCUGCACAGACAGCAGUGGAGGACAGUGAGAGGAUCUUUACUGAGCUCAUCCGCUCCAUUGAGAGAAGCCGCUCUGAGCUGAUACGACUGAUCAGAGAUCAGGAAAAGACUGCAGUGAGUCGAGCUGAAGAACGACUGGAGCGACUGGAGCAGGAGAUCAAUGAUCUGAGGAGGAGAGACGCUGAGCUGGAGCAGCUUUCACACACACAGGAUCACAUCCAGUUCCUGCAGAGUUUCCAGUCUCUCUCAGCAGCUCCUGAAUCUACAGACGUAAAUGAUGAUCUCUUCAGUUCUCUCUUCUCUUCUGAUGAUCUGAGAGAUUCUGUCCAUCAGCUGAGAGACAAACUUGAGGAUUUCUGCAAAGAGGAGCUCAAGAAGAUCUCAGACAGAGUCACAUUCACCAACAUUGAUCCCAGAACCAGGAAGGACUUCCUACAAUAUUCCCGUCAGCUCACUCUGGAUCUGAACACAGUGAAUAAACACCUCCGUCUGUCUGAGAACAACAGAGUGAUUACUAACACUUACACACUCCAGUCGUAUCCUGAUCAUUUAGACAGAUUUGAUUAUUAUCAUCAGGUGUUGUGUAGAGAGAGUGUGUGUGGACGCUGUUACUGGGAGAUUGAGUGGAGUGGAAGUGUGUUUAUAUCAGUGUCAUAUAAGAGCAUCAGCAGGAAGGGACGGGGUGUUGAGUGUUGGUUUGGAUGUAAUGAUCAGUCCUGGAGUUUGUAUUGCUCUUCCUCCAGUUACUCAUUCAUGCACAGUAACAUACAGACGGAUGUCUCUGUGAAGUCCACCAGCAGUAGAAUAGGAGUGUUUGUGGAUCACAGAGCAGGAACUCUGUCCUUCUACAGCGUCUCUGACACAAUGAGCCUCAUCCACACAGUCCAGACCACAUUCACUCAGACGCUCUAUCCUGGGUUUGGGGUUUAUAAAAGAUCAUCAGUGAAACUGUGUUGAUGAAUCAGAAUACACUGACGAGAGAUUCUACCCAUAAUGCUUUGAGCUGCAUGAUAAAUCUGUAACAGUGUUAUUACUGAAUCUCUUCUUAUCUCUUCAUGACUGUGAUGAGUGGUGCGGGG
This is a messenger RNA of Carassius gibelio (silver crucian carp), 1997 nucleotides long. Its product is annotated as tripartite motif-containing protein 16-like. Gene Ontology annotation, molecular function: zinc ion binding; protein binding. The coding region runs from base 151 to 1875 and encodes 574 amino acids. The transcript is spliced from 9 exons. Lineage: Eukaryota; Metazoa; Chordata; Actinopteri; Cypriniformes; Cyprinidae. The record is from RefSeq and is a predicted model, not a curated record.